Messenger RNA from Halichondria panicea, 6826 nucleotides. Its product is annotated as WASH complex subunit 2-like. Gene Ontology annotation, biological process: chromatin organization. Lineage: Eukaryota; Metazoa; Porifera; Demospongiae; Suberitida; Halichondriidae. Bases 141 to 4067 code for a protein of 1308 amino acids. The transcript has 27 exons. Gene Ontology annotation, cellular component: nucleus. The record is from RefSeq and is a predicted model, not a curated record.
CCCUCCCCUCUUUUACUAACCCGUCAUGUGAUAGCUGAUCCAGCUAGCUACACACAGUAUACAAGCCUUGGCUAGCUAGUGUCCUGCUCUUCUGGACUGUUACUGGAGAUAACUGCUCUCUACACAGCCAAGCAAGGAAAAUGUCAGCCCCGCCCCCUCCACCUCCACCACCACCCCCUCCACCGCCCCCACCACCACCUCCACCAGGGAUUGGUAGUAGUCCGCCCCCACCACCACCCACACUUGCUCCCCCGGCCCCCACUGCUGCCCCUGUGGACACACCCCCUUCUGUUGAGACGGGCCAUGUUGCCCCUAGCAACAGCGGAGGGGACACAGUGAAGUCCUGGGAGCGCCCGUGGUCCAUCACUGAGCUCAAGAAUGGGUCAUCACAAUGGACUCUGGCUAAUGAUGCCGGGAUGCUGCUCUACUUGAAAGAGUUUUCUGAGCGUAUGAAGACCAAGACUCAUGAACUGGAGAAGCAAGUGGAUACUCUACUCUUUGAGGCUAAGGGCACGGACACUCGGAUGAACAACGUUAUCAACGAUUUUCUGAUGUUGUCAAACAUCCAAUUUGUUGAAAAUCGUGUGUGGGACGAGGCGGACAAGGAAACUGAACAACCACAAGAGAAAACAGAGCAAGAGAAACAAGUGGAGAUGGAGAAGGCACGUGAUGGUAGGCAAGCUGAGAUUACUGACCGCAUUAAAACAGCGCUGGCUUGUGGACUAAAAGUGCUGGACGAAGCAUUUGAAACACUCACAGUCAACCCUGAAGAGGACGAAGACGAUCUUGAGGAGAGCUACACUGCAGACCAGGAACUACUGCUUGAACCCCGUGACCCCUAUGCCCUGCGCUCUCUCCCCCAUCGUAUUGGUACCACUGCAUUCCUAUCAGAGGAUGAUAUCGGACUACAGGAAGUGGUUUCAGAGGAUGAGGGAAAUGAAGCUGGUCUCUAUGAUACUGACGAUGACGAUGAGGAGAGAGGAGAGGUCACUGGAGGUCUGGCUGAUGAUGUGUUGUCUGCUAGUGAUGAUGGCCUGUUCCCGGACAGUGAGAGUGAGGCUGGCUUCAGUGAUGAGGGGACAGGGGGUGGGCUGGUGGACACCACACCCACUGACUCCACUGACCAGGAGAGCUCUGAGGAAGAAGAGGUCAACGACCUACAGGCAGAGUUAGCGGCAAGACUGGGGGUCGGGAAUAAGCCCCCCCAGGAGGAUGAUGAUGGAUGGGGCUCCGAGAAUGAGACAAAGAAAAAGAAGAAACCAAAAAAGAAGAAGAAUAAACGAGAGAGGACGGCCAGUAAAGUAUCACAUGAUCCAUCAUCAACAUCACAUGAUCUCCCACCAUCAAGAAGUGCAGGGGAUCUGUUUGCCCCCUCGGAUGAUGAGCUACCCCCAGAGGAGGGCGGUGGUUUAUUCGCUGGUACAGGGGUCAAGUUUGACACAGAGGGGGAGUCCCCUCGUCAUGACCUCGAGGCCAGCAUUGCAAGCACCAAAUCAGGUAGUUCUCUCGGUAAGAAGAAGCGUCCUGCUGGAGCAGUGCCCAUGUUUGGUGGUGGAGGGGGUGGUCUCUUUGAUGAGAGUGACGAUGAAGCUCCUCCUAUUGAGAAACCAUCAGUAAAGGCAACAAAGAGCAAACCAAAGACAAGUAGUUCUGACUUGUUUGGAGAAGAUGAGGACGACUGGAUGACCACACCCACCAUCCAUGAGGCCACACCCACACCAGCCGAGGCCACACCCACCACAGAACCCAGGAAGAAGAAGCCAGUGGGCGGAGUCUCUUUGUUCGGAGAUGCUUUAACUGCCUCCUUGACUAGCCCGCCACUCACUCGGAAGUCAGAGGUCAAAUCAUCAGGGGGUGGGCUGUUUAGUGAUGAAGAUACUGACGGAGCUAUCGACCAAUUAGAUUCUUCCAAGGAGCCAACAGACCUGUUCCUAGGGGAGGAUUUGUUUGGAGCCCCGCCCACUGUCACGCCCCCUACUGAUACAAGAAGGAAGAAGCCAGCCGGAGCAGUCGCGUUGUUUGGUGGAGCUGAUCUAUUUGGUACCAGUCAACCAACUGAGACCAUACCCACUGAACCUCCUAAAGCCGCUAAGAAGCCAUCCAAAAGCUCAGGUUUAUUCAACGAAGAUCUCGAUGGUGAAGACAUUUUCACUUUCUCACCACCCGACAAGAAGGACAAGAAAGCCAAGGACAAGGUGAAGCCAGACAAAUCUCGUACGACACUUAGCCACUCCCUCUUCACUAGUACGGAGGAGGAGGAGCCUGACUUGUUUGCUACGCCCACUAAACCACCCCCCACAAAGCAACCUCCCAGGGAGACGGACGACUUGUUUGGAGAUCUUGAUAGUCCAGAUGGUGACAACUUCUUUGAGAGAAGUUCCAAACCAGCAGCAGACAAGAAGCCACCAGCUCCAGUAGUCAAGGCUGAUAUUGAACACAGGGAAAGCAGUGAUGAUCUGUUUGGAUCACCUCCUAGUCAACCAUCAGACACUCUCUCUAAACCUGUUGAGAAGCCCCCCACUAGCAGCAGCAAGACUAUUGACUCAUUGUUUGGGCAGUCUCCUCCUCCAUUGAGCAGCUCACCUACUGAUGACCUGUUUGGAUCACCUCCCAUCAGCACACCAUCUGCUAAACCACCUCCUAAACUAGUGGCCACUAGUAAGCCCCCUCUCAGAGGUAGCUCUCCAGAUGAUGACCUGUUUGGACCUCCUCUCAAACCAACGUCAGCCAAAGAUGGGCUUUUUGAUACGAUACAACCUCAACCAGUUAAACCAGUGACUAGCAAACCAGCAGAGCCUACAGUGGCCCCCAAGCCUGUGGGGAAACCCCCCACACCACCCCCCACCAAGAAGCAGUCCCCCCCUCCCACUAAGAGUAAGAAUAGUGGAAGAGGAGAUCUCUUUGAAGACUCUUCUGAUGAUGAUCUCUUCUCCAGCAAACCCCCCAGAGAGUCAGGACCCCCCACACAGACAGAGAAGACCUCCCCUGUUCCUGUCAGACGCAAACCAGUCGGUGCAGUCUCUUUGUUUGGAGGUGUUGAUCCUUUUGGAGCUGCAGGACCAAAGUCACCAGGUCUCAAGUCACCUGACCUACGACCAAUCAGGAAGAGCCUUGAGAGCAGUGGAUUGUUUGGAGAGAGCACUGAAGAGCCGGCUAGUAGGAAGGUAGCAGCGCCGACAGUGUCUAGGAAGCCAACACGAUCCUCACAAUCUACCAGUUCCCUAGAGAACUCACUGCCAUCACCCUCUAAACUCAAGGUGAAUCUGAGCAUCAACCCCCUGUCCCUGCGUCCUGCUGGGGGGGCAGCCACUAACCCCCUAGGGGGGGCACUGCGUCCUACCACCAAACCCACUAAUGAGCUCUCCCUCUCCUUUGAAGACCCAGUCUCAGUCAACCCUCUCGAGAGUCUCACUAAAAAUCGUGCACGUAGACCAGCUGGUAAGAGGCCUCCGUCACGUAGACCCAGAGGAACAGUGCUCCCAGUGGCAGCCAAUCAGAUUGCUCACAGCUCCUCUGAUGACCUCUUCUCCCCCACCACCUCACACAAGAACACUGGCUCUACUGACACUGGCUCUACUGACACUGGCCCUGCUGACAUAUUUGCAUCAUUAGACAUUAGUCAACCUAUCAAGGUACAGCCAGUGGUGGUAGAUGACAUAUUUGCUCCCUCUAAAGCAGCAGGGAAGGUCCCCCCUAGUGUGCUGAGCCAGCCAGACUCCACUCAACACACAGUGAAGGAUGAUCUCUUCAUUGAAGCCACUGAUGCUAGUGGAAAGGCCCUGUCAGAGGAGGCAGCCAAGAGUGAGAAGAAGAGCAAGAAGGUUAAGAAGGUCAAGGGUCGACCUGACGAUGACCUCUUUGGAAAUACUGAUGACAUAUUUGGAGACCUCAGUGCAGCCAGUCCCAGACCAAAGAAGGCAACAAAGGUCAAGAAGUCUACUAAGUCCGAAGAGUCGUCUGAAGUCAAGGUGAAGAGAGCAAAGAAGAAGAAAAAGCCAACCACAGAAGCACAGGACUUAUUUGACUCUCCUAGUAUUUUCGAUGAUCCAUUAGGAUUAGGCAAUUAAUUGACUUGUGAUUGUGUGUACUUAGUAUUACUCAUAGUGUGUCAUCAUGCACUCCAUAUUGUUGCUGAUAUAACAAUUAUUGUGUGUAACAUAAUUCCAACAACAUCAACAUAAGGGCACUAAUGAUUGCAUGUCUCUAACUAUAGCUAGCUAACACACAGUAUGGUCAUGUGUACAUGGGAUAAGCUAUAGGAGUCCACUCUAAACAGUCUGGGUCCACACAAACAUCACUCUGUCUCCAUGCCUCAAGCCUCUGUGCAUGCUCAUCCAGCACAUCCUACAAACAGUACAAUUACAUUAGGAUUACAACACAUGAACAUAAACUAACCUUUCUUAAAAGGAUUAUGUGUUUGCCUUUCCAAUAUUUUAGUAGUCCAUAAUAUUGUAGUGUGCUCACUAUGUCAUCACUGUUCACCCCGGUUUCCAUGCCAACCUCUGCAUUAGGUGGGCGGAUAUACACACUUGAGUGGGCGGGAUACCUACACCCACCUUUAAUAGAGAUAUUGCUGCCACUGUGUUCAUGCUCCAGUAUGUAAGUGAGUAUCACAUUCUUCCAGUAACUACGAUACGAGACAAGGCCUAAAUCAGAGAGAGGUCUUUCAGGAGAGCCAAACUUCUGCUCCUUACGAGUCAAUAAGUAGCUGAAGUCAAUCAACAUUCUUCCAUAACCUUUCCUCAUGUGUUGUGGUAGUACCACUAUACAAGAGAGGUUGUAGCUCUGAGCAGAGUGCUUCUCCUGCAUGUGCAUUAGGUAGGUUAGGUUCAUGAGGUGUGCAUUAGGUAGGUUAGGUUCAUGAGGUGUGCAUUAGGUAGGUUAGGUUCAUGAGGUGUGCAUUAGGUAGGUUAGGUUCAUGAGGUGUGCAUUAGGUAGGUUAGGUUCAUGAGGUGUGCAUUAGGUAGGUUAGGUUCAUGAGGUGUGCAUUAGGUAGGUUAGUUCAUGAGGUGUGCAUUAGGUAGGUUAGGUUCAUGAGGUGUGCAUGGGCUGUAUUCACUGUUAGGCAGAUCACACAACCUGUAUUGCAGCACAUCAAUGGGACUACUAAAAGUGUAUUUAGUUUGAAAUCAGACACUACUGUACUUAUAAACAUGUUUAUCAGUUAGUGGUUGAUUGGGCUGCACUUUAUCAACCAACCCCAGACCCACACAGAACAAGGCUUACAGCCACAUACACAUACAUGUACACAGGAUACAGGAUAAGGUAGUAGCUACCUUAGAGAAGUAUCCUAGUAUAUGGCAGCCAUUGGAGUCAGCCAGAGUGAGAGUGUAGAAUAAGAAGGGCUCUACAUCAAAGUACAGUGUCUUGCUCUCCAGGAAGAGUUUGGCCAGUAGACACAAAUGCUGACAAUACACUUUAUGCCUAUCCCCGUCUAUUUCAAACACUGACAAGGCACCUCUUCGAUAGAUCUCAUUCCCGGGAGGAUGGCGCCAACUGCAGUCACCCUGCAAUGUGUGGAGUGGGUGGAGUGUGAGGGUGUGUGGGGCUUACUGAGUGUCUGUGAAGGAUGGGGGCACUCUUGAAAUACUUGAGGCAGAAUUCACAGAAAUAGAGUUUAUCGAGGUGAGUAUGGUCCAGAGGGAAGGGUGAUGGAUACCAGGUCAUUAUCUCAUACUGUCCAAACUCUAUCUUCUUGAGUUGGUAUUCCCCUCCAUUAGCUGGAGCCUCUGUUAGACCCUCACCACCGCCAUUAGCUGGAGCCUCUGCUAGACCUUCGCCACCGCCAUUAGCUGGAGCCUCUGCUAGACCCUCACCACUGCUAUUAGCUGGAGCCUCUGUUAGACCCUCACCACCGCCAUUAGCUGGAGCCUCUGCUAGACCCUGUAUGGGCAGGACAAUCAUUACAAUAACACAUUGUCAAUAGGACCAUAAUGACUGCAAUAGUACCCAAAAUAGUAGGGAACUUAACAAUGUCUCUAGUAAAGUAUUGACAGCUAACAAUGGGCUAGUUAAUCACAAGAUCAGCUACACACACACGAGGGCCAUUUACAGCUAGUGUAGGUCAUGUGAGGGGUGGAGUAUAAAGAGAGGCUCUGUAGUGAGAGAAGCUCAAAGGAUCUGUUGUAGCAGCUACUGACAAUGAAGUGUUUGGCUGUAUUCCUCGUGUUGAUUGGACUCUCCCUGGCCAUGCCAGUUGAGAAACAAAAUGCUGAAGCUGAGAAGAUUGACCUCGAUGAAUUGCUAAGCAUUCUCAACUCCCAAACUACUACAGCAAAGGCAAAGGCUAGCACUCAAAGUGUUAAAAACAUAUUUGGUAAAGUUGGAGAAAUCCUUCGUCCAGCUCUGCGCCCCAUUCUUGAGAAGGCUAUAGAUGCUAUUGUGGGGGAUGGACAAGCUACAGCCCAGCAAGAGGAGCAGAUGACUCCUGAGAAGUUCUUCCGUGUGUGUUGUGAGAUAGCCAUGGCUCUGAGUAAAGGGGAGGAUGUGUCUAUGAUGGAGCUGUGUCGCCGGUGCUGUCAAGUAGCUGAGGGAUUGUUGGAUGCUGGACAAGGAAUGUCAGCCAACCAGUUCUAUAAGUUCUGCUGCUCUGUUGCCAAGGAGAUAAUGGGUCAAGCCACACCCACAACCCCUGUAGCUGCUGUCAAUGGGGCCAAAGCUCAGAAGCUCUCGAGAGUCUUGGACAUUGCACUACCAAUUAUCCUUGACAGAUUAGGCUAAAGAACGAACAAAACAGACAAUUAAUAGACUUUGCUAACUAAUAAUUAUUGUGUGUUUGAUUUGCUAUGAUGAUCUAUGAUGAUCUAUGACAGAUAUGUACAGUCCA